Messenger RNA from Magallana angulata, 2306 nucleotides. RefSeq names its product potassium voltage-gated channel subfamily C member 3-like. Gene Ontology annotation, molecular function: voltage-gated potassium channel activity. Gene Ontology annotation, cellular component: membrane; voltage-gated potassium channel complex. Lineage: Eukaryota; Metazoa; Mollusca; Bivalvia; Ostreida; Ostreidae. The coding region runs from base 446 to 1783 and encodes 445 amino acids. Gene Ontology annotation, biological process: protein homooligomerization; potassium ion transmembrane transport. The transcript has 2 exons. The record is from RefSeq and is a predicted model, not a curated record.
UUUAAUAUUAUUAAAAAAAAAUAAAAAAAAUAAUUUAAGAAAUGAGGGAACAUUUUUUAUCAAGUAUACAUGUGUAUUUACCAAUGAAGUUUAGGACACUCGUCGAUAAAGGAGGACGAUAUCGGUCAAGCAUAAGCAUCUCUAAGCAUCAACCCCUCUUCAGUGUUUGUUGCCAUCUGCUCCUGGUCCAUAUUCGGAAAUAUAAACACUUAUUUUGUUCCGCAUAAGCCAUAUAGUGGCCAACGUAGAGAAUAAUGCUCUACAAAUUAAACACAAACAGGUUGUGAGAGAAAUAAAAUUACUGUGAUUUUAUCACUUAUUCUGAUGUUAAUGGUCGAAUAAGGCAAUAUACUUUUAAGGGGAUGUUGAUACUCUGGCAUUAACUUGCUGCGUCUUUAAGGGAAAAGUUGGCUCUCUAAGUUCGGUAACAAACAAGCAAAAAUUCAUGGCGCAAACUAAGCUGACAAAAAUGGACAAUGUGGAGAAUAUAACAUUGAAUAUCGGAGGAUUUCCGUUCAAAAUUCCCAAAGAUGCUAUUUGCAGGUUACCAAAUUUUACAGCCGUGUCAAAUCAAACGGAAUAUCCAUUUGAUCGCCCGAGACAAUGCUUUGACGCCAUUUACAAUUACUGCGUUCUUGGAAAGCUGCACAUUCCCCCCACCGUCUGCACGGGCGAGUUCCUCGAGGAACUGGAGUUUUGGGGGGUUAAAGCCGAGAAAUUGGAGAAAUGCUGUCACCAUCGGUACGUUCUGUUCAUGCGUGAGCAGGAAAACCUCAGAGGAUUCAUCAAUUGUACAGAGAAAGAGGAGGAUCAAAAUGAUGCUGCGGAGAAGUUCCAAAAUAAUGGCGCCAAGAGCAGGCUGUGGAAUAUCCUCGAAAACAGGGAUAGCAAACUGGAAACAAAGGCUUACUUCGUUUUGUCUACGACGGUCAUUCUACUGGCAAUAUUCGGGGUGGCGUUUAGUACGGUAUCUCUAACAUUAGAAACCAAUAACUCAGCACUUAAUUCUGGCCAGGCAUCGACUAUCGGAACCACGGAAUAUACACCGGCAAUGCUUUCCACCACCGGGGCUGGAUGGAUGAACGAAUCUGAUAAAAAUGGUUCAAAGUUUUCCGAAGAAAAAAUGUUUUCAAAUUCAGCUCGAGAGAAAGUCCUCAGUAUGAGGGACGCCGACCCUGAUACCCGUUGGUUUCUGUACGUCGAGCAUUUCACCAACGCGUUUUUCACGAUGGAGUUAAUCGCCCGUCUGGUUUGCUGCCCUUCAUUAGCUCGUUAUUUUCGUGGAUAUCUGAAUUUGGUCGACAUCAUCGUCCUUGUUGCGAGCUUUGGGCGAUACAUAGUUCUCUUGGCCGAUAUGACCGGAUCUUCCACAAACGCUGACCCGCUGCUCUAUCUCCAAAUGUUGCGCGUUCUUCGUCUGCUCCGCAUUAUUGAGAACGUCCCCGCCUUUAAGAUCCUUUGCUAUUCUGUUCGACUCGAACGUAAAGAUCUGAUGACGAUGCUCCUGUUUCUGUUUAUGGGGAUGCUGCUGUUCUCAAAUUUCUUGUAUUUUGUCGAAGAUAAUGAGGAUUUCCCCAGCAUUCCAGAUGCAUGGUGGUUCAGCAUUGUCACCAUGACAACGGUGGGAUUUGGCGACAUGGUCCCUAAGACAGCGGUUGGUCGAAUUAUUGGAGCCAUGUGUGCGCUUUCUGGGGUUCUCUUCAUCUCGCUUACAAUUCCUAUCUUUGUGAACACUUUUCAGUCUUUGUAUUUGUACGCCUCCUUCAAAAGCAACCGACUCUAAUUGUAGCUUUUGCAUUUCAAGAGGUUGCAAAAGGUUAAAUAUAAUUUUUUUUAGAUAACAUGUACAUAGAAUACCAGUCUGAUUGAAAUCAAACCUUUCACUAUAGCUCCUUUAUUUUGAUGGUCGCGUGACCAUCAAAAUAAAAGAGCUAGUUGAAGAUUUGAUUUGAAUCAGACCGAUAGAAUACAUUCAUAUUUAAAAUGCACAUGACGUUCAAACGAAUCGUUGAGGGAAAUUUCGCAAAGAUUCGUAGAUCUGAUUUAUUGUUGUUUUGAGAAGAAAAAUUAAAAUAUUUAUCCCGAGGCAAAUUAUUUCUUUUAUAUUUCCAAUCAAUGUCUUGGGCAACAGAAGAUCAGUGGAACGGGAAACAAAUUGUUACCCGAGAUCUUCAGCAACACCUUGUACUCCGAUCCAACGAAUCACUAAGUCUUGUUUUCCUCAACUCCAUUCGCCAACAAAGCUUUAAUGAUAUAUGCAAAAUCCUUAAGAAAAAACAUUACAUUUUACAACCACAAGCAUAGAU